Molecule: messenger RNA, 1218 nt
Organism: Penaeus indicus
Lineage: Eukaryota; Metazoa; Arthropoda; Malacostraca; Decapoda; Penaeidae
Product: homeobox protein abdominal-B-like
Exons: 3
Coding region: 226-1206 (326 amino acids)
Biological process (GO): regulation of transcription by RNA polymerase II
Cellular component (GO): nucleus
Molecular function (GO): DNA-binding transcription factor activity, RNA polymerase II-specific; RNA polymerase II cis-regulatory region sequence-specific DNA binding
Source: RefSeq, a predicted model, not a curated record
GGCCUCAACACACGCUGGUUGUUUUUUGCCGCGGCUACUGGUCCCGUGCCGAGCGUGGUGGUGCACAUGCGGCGGCCGUGCUAGUGCACGCCAGCUAAUGUGUGUGUGUUGUUCUCUUUUUCCGAUCGUGUGUGACUGUGCGGCGGCACCGUGGCGACUGUGGACUCACUACCGUGGCGGCACCACCAUGCAGUGGGCAGCAGCGAGGGAGGAGGACUAGACAGGAUGAACGGAGCUUUGUAUGAGGACUCGGCCGGCACACGAGGCCUGGAGCCUACGGGCCAAACACCACUACACAUCCCGGCCAAGCGCGUGGCCACCACCCUGGCUGUGUCCACGUACCCGCACCCGCCCGAGUGCCCCACGGGGCCUGACUCUGGCACCGCGGCGGGUGUCAUCAGGCACUCGCACUCCACACAGCCCUGGAACUACCAGCCGGAGCAUGCAGCAGCCACGGCGCCCUUCGACUCCCAGUACGGCCAGGCCUUCGGGCGGGACGGGGUCACGCCCACGUACUAUAACAUUGCGGACACCAGAGUGGCUGACCGCAAGACUUUGGCCUUCUGGCCCAACAAAUACGACUACGCACCGGGGCCAUCCUCGAUGACCACGGAGUCAUGCCAAGCCUUUGCCGCUCAGACCUGGUGCAACUACCCUCCCUACGGGCGUGUGGGCCAUGUCGAUGCCCACGGCCAGCCCGUGCCAUACCUAACGGCGGCAGAUGGUGCCCCAAAAUCUGCCAUGGAAGCUGCCGCAGGAUAUCCCCACGACGGCUACCUGAGGAACUACCCCACAGCAGAGACUAUGCCCCCCGCACCUUACCCUCCAGCGCAUCGGCCGCCCUUCCCCGUCUCACAUCCAGGCGCGCUGGGCUCCAACCCGCUGGAGUGGACGGGGAACAUGACGGUCCGGAAGAAGCGGAAGCCGUACUCGAAGUUCCAGACGCUGGAGCUGGAGAAGGAGUUCCUGUACAACGCCUACGUGUCCAAGCAGAAGCGCUGGGAGCUCGCCCGCAACCUCAAUCUCACGGAGCGACAGGUUAAAAUAUGGUUCCAGAAUCGUCGAAUGAAAAACAAGAAAAAUAGCCAAAGACAGGCGGCGCAGGAGGCGGCAGCGGCUGCCGCGGCUGGCACUCCUUCCUCCGGGGGCGGCACCCCCGGCCACCAGCCCAACACCCCCCAGACUCCAAACAGCAUCAAGCCUUGACAAGUGCAGAGU